Miscanthus lutarioriparius is the source of this 438-nucleotide messenger RNA. NCBI's taxonomy places the organism in Eukaryota, Viridiplantae, Streptophyta, Magnoliopsida, Poales, Poaceae. The record is from the annotation of a GenBank genome assembly.
AUGGCAUGUGUUAACAUGUACAACCCAGAGCAUCACCAGCACCAGCCCGCGCCGUCCUUCAUGGCGCCGCGGAUGUCCUUCUCCAGCGACUUCGCGGUGGAGCCGCCGCCCCCGGCCGCCGCGCGCGGGGCGGGCUCGGCGCCGGGGGACCCCGACUUCGAGUUCUCCGUCGGCAGCCACCCGAUGAUGGCCGCCGACCAGCUCUUCUCCAAGGGCCGCCUCCUGCCGCUCAGGGAGGCGCCGCAUCAGGCCGGCGCCUGCAGCGGGCGGCCCGUGACGCUGCGCGACGAGCUGCGCGCCGACGAGCGCCACGGCCGCGUGCCCCGCGCGCCCAACAUCCGGUGGAAGGAGCUGCUCGGGCUCAAGAAGGCGCCCAAGAAGCAGGCCGCCGCCGCCGCCGACGCUGCCGCCGGCACGUCCACCGACGUCCAUAUGCUG